Messenger RNA from Oncorhynchus masou masou (cherry salmon), 2428 nucleotides. It is a transcript of the gene gtf2h4, whose product is annotated as general transcription factor IIH, polypeptide 4. The transcript has 14 exons. The record is from RefSeq and is a predicted model, not a curated record. Gene Ontology annotation, biological process: nucleotide-excision repair. Gene Ontology annotation, cellular component: transcription factor TFIIH core complex; transcription factor TFIIH holo complex. Gene Ontology annotation, molecular function: double-stranded DNA binding; ATPase activator activity. Bases 127 to 1515 code for a protein of 462 amino acids. NCBI's taxonomy places the organism in Eukaryota, Metazoa, Chordata, Actinopteri, Salmoniformes, Salmonidae.
CUGAAUCACGUGAUCAUCCAACAUGGCUUCUAUUCACUUGCUGAGAAAUUGAAGAUGCUGUACAUUUCUGAAUUUAUUAGUUUAUAGGAAUUAUUUUGGACCUUUCCGAUACCCAAUCAUAAGAAGAUGAAGCUGCGCGUUCAGUUACAAUGCAAGAACCUCCAUGAGUAUCUGAAAGAGUUGAGCCCUGAGAUCUUAGACCGCUUGUACAAUCAUCCGGCCACAUGUCUGGCUGUCUACAGAGAGCUCCCCCCAUUGGCCAAGAAUUAUGUGAUGCGAAUGCUGUUUCUAGACCAACCCCUUCCUCAGGCCGCGGUGGCGCUUUGGGUGAAAAAAGACAGUGAAAAGGACCAUGAUCAGUGUGUCUCUGUGCUGUCUGGUCUCAGACUAUGGCACAGCCAGCAGCUGCAGGGAGGCCUACAGGGAAACAUUCUGAACCCCGUAUUCAAAGACAAUCUGAGAAUAGCAUUAUUGGGAGGGGGUAAGUCGUGGGCAGACCAGGGUGACAGUCUUGGUCCUGACAGACAUGCCCGUGACGUGGAGAGUCUGGAUAAGUAUGCUUUGGAGCGCUGGGAGGUGGUUCUCCACUUCAUGGUGGGCUGUCCCAGUGCUGCAGUCAGCCAGGACCUGUCCCAGCUCCUCAUUCAGGCUGGCCUCAUGAGAACUGAGGCUGGAGAUGCUCCCUGUAUCACCUCAGCUGGUUUCCAGUUCCUCCUCCUGGACACAGCCUCUCAGCUCUGGUACUUCACCCUACAGUACCUCAACACGGCACAGACUCGUGGAAUGGACUUGGUGGAGAUUCUGUCCUUCUUGUUCCAGCUCAGUUUCUCGACUCUAGGCAGGGACUACUCAGUGGAGGGGAUGAGUGAAUCUCUGCUCACCUUCUUACAGCACCUGAGGGAGUUCGGCCUCGUCUUCCAGAGAAAGAGGAAGUCUAGAAGGUACUACCCCACCAGGCUGGCCAUCACUCUGUCUGCUGGCGUCUCUGCCAAUUCUUCCUCCACCGCUAUGGGCGCUGCCCCAGGGACCGGAGAUUCAGGUUUCAUCGUUGUGGAAACCAACUAUCGGCUCUAUGCUUAUACCAACUCUGAGCUGCAGAUCGCUUUGGUGGCUCUGUUUAGUGAGUGUCUCUAUCGCUUCCCUAACGUGGUGGUAGCCCAGGUUACCAGGGAGUCGGUACAGCAAGCCAUCGCUAACGGCAUCACCGCACAACAGAUUCUCCACUUUCUAAGGACCAGAGCACAUCCUGUCAUGCUCAAACAGAACCCAGUGCUGCCCCCCACCAUCACAGACCAGAUCAGACUAUGGGAGCUGGAGAGAGAUCGACUACAGUUUUCUGAGGGAGUGCUAUAUAACCAGUUCCUCUCCCAGGCUGACUUUGAGGUGUUGCGGGACAGAGCUCAGGGCCUGGGCUGCCUGGUGUGGCAGAAUGUGGCUCACAGGGUGAUUGUGGUGUCACCGCAGGGACACGGCGAAGUCAAGAGGUUCUGGAAACGACAGAAGAGUCACACUUGAUAACAGAGGGGGGAAGAAGAGAAGAACAAAGGAUUUUUUUUUUUUUUAAUUGUAUUUUUUUACAUGAAAGGACUUUUUUUGUGUCUUCCUUAGAGGUGACGGUUGCAGAAGGUAUAUGGAGAAGGUAUUCUGAAGAGAAGGUAUAUGGAGAAGGUAUUCUGAAGAGAAGGUAUAUGGAGAAGGUAUUCUGAAGAGAAGAUAUUCUGGAUAUACAGUACUGGGUCUUGAAUUGGACACAGCAGCGCAAUGGCUGUAGCCUGGUGCCAGAUCUGUUUGCGCUCUUACCUACUUUGUCAUUGUCAAGCCAAACAUGGCAAUUCUGUAAGGAGUUGGCAAGGUAAGACUGGCACCCAGGCUACCGUGACUGGUGCUGGGUAGGACAAAAUGGAGAAAGCAAGUGCUUUGUCUCUGUUUUUUGUUGGUGAUAUUGCCAUUGUCUCCUUUUGGGGUUGGUGGGCAAAUAAAAUAAUUUAAAGAAAUGUAUGACUUAGUCUGCAAUACUUAUGCAAUAUGGGGCAGAAGGUAGCAGCAGGUAGCCUAGUGGUUAGAGAGUUGGGCCAGUAACCGAAAGGUUGCUAGAUCGAACCCCCGAGCUGACAAUAGACUACAUGAAGACAUGUCUUUCUGCCCCUGAACAGGGCAGUUAACCCACUGUUCUUAGUCCGUUAAUGUAGAUAAGAAUUUGUUAUUAACGAGUUAAAUAAAAAAAUUAAAAUAACACUUUAUUUUUUUUUACAAGCAUUGAAGUUUGAUGUAUUUCACUGCAGAGGAAAGAGCCAUGCAUUUAAAUGUGGGGAUUUAACAUGCAGGCCUGAUACUAUGAAAUGCAUUUAAUGUUCUCAAUGUUUUAUUUUGUUUUUUUAAAAUACUGUAUAAUUUGAUUAAAUCAAACAUCAAUGGAACCAUUUCAAAA